AUUAGCCAGAGUCCGAAUUGUUUCCUGUCCUCACUAGAUUGUUGCACUGUUGUUUGUUAUGUUGUUUUAUCGACUAUAAAUAAACAUUACUAAUACUAUGACUAUGAUGUGCCUGCUCAACUGAACUUGCAAAUCCAAAAUGUCAAACCGUGAAAAUGAAGUGAAUUGUCCAUAUUGUGAUGUAAGAAUUCGGACAAACAGAAUUCAGAUACAUUUGUUAAAAUGUCAGAAGCACCAUGGUAACGAUAAAGAAUAUGUAACAUGUACAUUUAACGCUUCUCACAUUGUUCAGAAACAUGAAUUAAGUCGUCACCUAGCAACAUGUCCAAAUCGAGCUGUGGUGGAUAGAGUGGUUGAUUAUGAAAAUGAUAAAAUGAGUAAUAAUAAUGGUGGUAAGAAGCUGUUAAAGGGGUGUACAGAUGUACCACCUUAUAAUACGUAUGAAAUACCCUGUACAGAAGAUUGGGAUGAUGACACGCCUCCAGAAACUCCAUUUGGUAUUUUUAUUCCAACACAUAUUCAUAAACAAUACAAUAAAACAGCCAGUCUAGUUGGGAUGGUCCAACAUGAUUCUGAUAUUGGUAACCGACAGGAAGAUGAAUCCAAAAUACAGAGAAAUAUGGAUGCUGUGAGAAAACCUGAUAUCCGCCCCAAAUAUAGAUCAAGAGUAUUUCAGUAUUCCGUGGCAGCCGCCUCAACCGACAGAGGAAAUGUAUUCCAAGGAGAAAAUAGACCAAACAGCCAGUCCUUGUCAUCCAGCUUAGAGCCCAAUACACAAAGUACAGAGACUGUUAGUUCAAGACCCAGUAAAACCCACAAGCUGAUGGAGUUGCUUUCUUUGACUACAAAAUCAAAUGACGAUGAAGAGGAUUCCCAGACAUUGAAUGAUAGUGUUGAAACCAUUCCCGACAUUUCAACGAACAGAUGUCUGGAAGAAAUGCAGGGUGUUGGGCGAGGUUUCUGGAAGUAUAACAGUCCGGUAUAUGGGCGUGGUCACAUGGUCCAUCACAUGACUGAUCAUAUGACAGAUGAUGUCCAAUCAGCUUCUACAACAGAAGCAACAUUAACAGGAGUCGGUAGGGGAGCUUGGAUUAAGAAUAAUCCAAAUCCUCAAAAAGAAGUUGAGAUGGACGGGAGCAAACAAGAUGUUGGUUGUCGGAUCCAAGAUAAACCUACCAUUACUAUCGGAAACAAUCAAAUUCAACAGGCUGGUGUCGGACGAGGUGCCAUGCUUCUCAAACAACUUAAUCUCAAUUCACAAAAUACUGAGGAAAAAGGGACAGAUCAGUCAUCACAAGGACUCCAGAGCUGUAAUACACCUCAACAAAAACAAUCCAAUAAAUUUCCAACUUGUUCUGUAUCUGGAUUCGGAAGGGAUGUGCAGCAAGAUGAGAAUGAAAUGAUAGACUUGCCGGCAUUUCUGGAAAAGCCCAUAUUAGGUAUUGGACGAGGAGCUCGACUUUUAAACGGAAAUCAGGAUCCCAAUUUCUUUCCUCCGUCUGGGAUUAAAUCACCCAACUUUACAACAGACGAGGCGUAUUUUACAGACAGUUCUGUAUCCAGUAAUGAGUAUUUUGAAACUGCUAAGAAACUGACAGAGAUUAAUUGAAAUAAUAAGAGAAGGUAAAAAAUUAACUGAAUGUGAGAAUUCUUCACCAUUCUCCCAUACAGUGUUGUCUUCUCCUGCAGUUCACAGUAGCCUCUGCUAACAGUUCACUUUACUACAGACCAAGAUUCUUGGUAUUCACCGGACAAUAAUAAACAAUUGGAUAAAACAGUGGCACAAAGUGGUAUGGUGAUGGCCACAGGCUAGCUUCUCGAUUGUACGUCCCCUAGACUCAUGGAUAAGGUUUAGUACUCGCAAAUAUAAAAAAGGAAGACAUUUUAAACAUAUGAAUUAUAUAAGACAACUUAUACAAUAAGGUUAACAGUGGUAAUUUCAAAACAAUUAAUUUCACCAUUUGAUUGGAUACCUGAGAUUGUCACCACCUCUGCACGCCACCGAGAUGAAAACCAAAUAACAGAUGAUAUUUUGAUAUUUCUGUUACUAUUAUAUAAUCUUUUACUAUGAUAUAACCUGUGACUAUGAUCUAAUGGUUGAAUGGGAGAAUGAAUGUGAUGUGUCCAUAUCGAUUACUGUAGCUAUAAUGUAUAACCCUCCAAAACAAAAACCGUCUUUAUUCUUGGGAUUGGGAUUGGUCAAAUGGUUUAACCCAUAAGGUCUGUCAUUGAGUCAAGUGGCGUGAUUUCAAUUCCCCGCUUGUAUGCGACAAGUAGGGUCGCCUGUCCAACUUCCUGGGUUUUCUCUGGUCCCCUCCAAAUGCUAAAACCCCCUACACGCAAGUGAUUAUUGAAAUAAAAUUACAUCAUAUGUUAGUACCGAAAUGACCUAGUUUGUGUCGUGUGGAUGUUAAACCCCAUUUCUUUCUCUAUUCUUUGGGUCAAAGUUUGUUCUUGUAUAUAAUCUUGUAUUUUGAUAAUAUCGUAACCAUAUAUAUUGCAUGUAAUUAAUAAGAGUCAUAAAAAAAUGAUUUAGCAAAUGUAAGAUUUUCAAGACGUCUCCCAUCUAAUCAUGGUAGGGUGACCUGUGCACUGUACAGAAAGUUGGUCUUGACACGGCGAAUGUACACGCUUUAGUGACUUAUCUCGAAGUGAUUUCUCACAUACACUUACUAUGAUAACACUCAGCGGAAGAGUCUAUGAUACUAUAAAUAUCCAUCGCACAUGCAAUUUUCUACACAUCUAUCAACUAUUACAGCCGAAAAAAAUCUAUUGUUGACGAUUCUGAAUAGUAGUAAUAUUUAGCUUAUUGGUUAUUACAGCAGCUUUAGAAAUUACGUUCGUUUUAUUUUUUAAAUUGCUUUAUCAUUUGUUUAGUACAAAUAAUAUCUCUGAAAUACUUGUGUUGGGCAAGAACAUGAUACAAGCAGUAGUUUCAUUUUAAUUUUACAAGGUUCUUAAAACAAUUGUUGAGUUGCCCAACGUGCGUGUUUCUUAAUUCAAUUUAUUGUUCCAGCUUUCUUUUAUGUUUCAUAAAAAAGUAGUCUUGAUUAUCCCGGCCUGUUAAUCAAACGUAGAAUGGUCGGUAAACGGGUUAAGCGAGACUACUUUCAAAACAAGGGCACGUAACCUAUUUUUACUCACAUGUGCUCGGAUGUUAUGACCGACACUCGGAACCAUCUUUCAGUGUAUUAUUUAUGGAUGAUUAAAUGGUCAUAGCUUAUUAAGUACAGCAUGACCGUUUAUUUAGUGACUAUAAAUGUUUGAAGCUGAUUUAAGGCUUGGUGUAUGUAAUAGUUAUUAGCACACUUUCCUCGGUGUAUCGGUGAAUAUCAGGACAGUUUUGGUCGAGGGGCCCAGCCGAGGCAGCUCCCGACCAAAUCUGUCCUGAAUGAUUUUGCAGUGGAGAGAUGACCUGAGUAGUAUUUACACCUGCGCCUUGCUAUGAUACUCUGAGCGUAAAACAAUCACGUGUUUGUUUAGACCACAUCGUCAAAACAACAUGUCUAUGGCGUAGAGGACUGCGAUAUUAUUAAAUGUUGUGUAAAGGAAAUGCGAAACGUGGGUCAUUCCUGGUGAAAGUAUGCAUCGGCGGAUGGUUCUUCUGUUGAAAUUUAUAUGUAAUAAAGUUUAUGACUUUCUAGGCGUUUAUUAUCGAGUCUGUUUUAUGUUUCAACCGAAAACUGACAAAUACUUUCUGCUCUUUCAUUUAUCCCUUUCUGAGACUCGCGUUACAUUUCAUGGUAGAAUGAUUUUGCAGUGGAGAGAUGACCUGAGUAGUAUUUACACCUGCGCCUUGCUAUGAUACUCUGAGCGUAAAACAAUCACGUGUUUGUUUAGACCACAUUCCUGGUGAAAGUAUGCAUCGGCGGAUGGUUCUUCUGUUGAAAUUUAUAUGUAAUAAAGUUUAUGACUUUCUAGGCGUUUUUUUUUUCAUCCUGCUUAUUUUCAAUGCCUGUGAAGUGUCCAGCAAGAGAACUGCGCCUUCUAUCAUCACAAUUAAUUAAAAUAAUUAUUCAAUAUUCUAAUUUAUAUAUUUUGCAUAUUAAUAUAAAUCAAACCAAAUUAUGAAAUAGAUGCCAAUUGAUAUGUAUAAUAAUUGAUUUUUGUAAUAUGUUGUUAUGUUAAUUUAAUGUCAUUGUAUAUGUUUUUGAACUGCCAUGUAGUUCCCCCCGGUUUGUUUUGUUACUAUGAUUUUGACUAGUUGUUUCAUGUACAUUAUCCUUGUGCAUUGUAUAGAGCCAUCUUAUCAAUUGCGAUCUGGGUCGGACUAAAUGAACAGUACUCUUUCUGUAUAUUUCUGAUACACCGAUACUUUUAAGCAUGUAUUGAAAAUAAACAGGACAGUUUUAUCAAAGGUUGCCAGUGGCAACGAGUAGAAGUGGGAUGUAAAUAUAGAUAUUGUGGUGUAAUUGUCAAGAUAUUUGAAGAUAGUUAUUUAUGGUGGGGCACCCUAAUCAUGGCAUCAAUCUUUCGCAUAGGGAAGAAAUGUAAGAUAAUUGCUGCCAUAUUUUAUUCUAAUAAUAUGAUAGGCACAUUAUUGGGUUGUUGAGUGGCUGAGUACAUGAGAGGAACCGAGGACAAUAACAAGACAGGGUUAAUAUAUUCUGAUAUUUUAAUAAAUCUUCAUAACAAAUUAUGUAUAUUUGUAACAUAAAUAUAUCAAUAAAUAAAUGUUGUACAUGUAAAAAAUCACCAUGAAAUAAAUAAAAGUUUCAAUAUUUACAAUAAAUCCAGUUAUAAUUUCAAUGUAAUUAAUUAAUGAUAUGAAAAAUGCUGAUGAUUCAAACUAUAAAUAAUAUUAUCAUCAGUUCUACAACUAACACUUUAAGUGGUCUAGCUGUGUUUUAAUUCUGAUGUUAUGAUUAUACUCCAGUGAAAAUGUCCAUUGUACUGUAAAAUGAACUAUAAAUAAACGAACCAAAUUUGUAAUCUAAAUUGUAUUAGAUCGCCAUUUUUUUUUUU
This is a messenger RNA of Patella vulgata (common limpet), 4965 nucleotides long. RefSeq lists its product as uncharacterized. Lineage: Eukaryota; Metazoa; Mollusca; Gastropoda; Patellidae. The record is from RefSeq and is a predicted model, not a curated record. The coding region runs from base 140 to 1609 and encodes 489 amino acids. The transcript is spliced from 10 exons.